This is a messenger RNA of Gongylonema pulchrum, 228 nucleotides long. The record is from the annotation of a GenBank genome assembly. NCBI's taxonomy places the organism in Eukaryota, Metazoa, Nematoda, Chromadorea, Rhabditida, Gongylonematidae.
AUGCAAUCGUCCUACGCACUUGGCUUGGCAGUGCUCACCAUGGCCACAGCACCGAAGAUGCUUGAAGCGCUCAGUGGUACCGUGGAUACCGAAUUCGGCACAGCAUUCACUAUUUAUUUGAUUGGUUUCGUCUGCAACUGGUUGUUCACGUUUGUACUUUGGCACCACUACUGGUACAUCGAGGAGAAGCUGGCACCCAGAAAACCUGCUUCGCUCGACUACGAGUGA